Molecule: messenger RNA, 838 nt
Organism: Anoplophora glabripennis (Asian longhorned beetle)
Lineage: Eukaryota; Metazoa; Arthropoda; Insecta; Coleoptera; Cerambycidae
Product: rho-related protein racC
Exons: 5
Coding region: 151-699 (182 amino acids)
Biological process (GO): small GTPase-mediated signal transduction
Molecular function (GO): GTPase activity; GTP binding
Source: RefSeq, a predicted model, not a curated record
UAAAAAUAUUAGGCAAAGAUAAAUUAUUAAGUGACAAUAGUGGUGGAGUGUACCUAAUACUAUAUCUACAAAAAGUGCAUCACUACAAUGGGAACAAAGUAAAUACAGUUUUACUAGAAUGAACUGAAACCAAAAGGUGACGACUACAUAAUGGAAACGACAACAGACGACUUCACCAUAGCGUUAAUAGGAGACGGAUACGUAGGCAAAACAUGUGUGUUAAAUUGUUUACAAAAAUCAACCUAUUCCAAAAAUUCUGCGCCAAAUGUGUACAACGAGAUGACUCUAGAAAAAGUUGUUGGCAAUAGAAGGAUUUUAUUUAAAAUUAUAGAUACAGCCGGUCAAGAGGAAUAUGAUAAUAUCAGGAAAAGAGUUUAUGAAAAGGCAGAUAUUUUCCUCCUGUGCUUCUGUGUAGCUGAUAAAGUAUCCUAUGAAAAUGUAACUUCAAAAUGGAUGCCAGAUCUUUACUCGUACAGAAAUAAACCCAUUAUACUAUUAGGUACGAAAGUGGACCUUCGAAUAAAUUCCUCCAGCACAAGUAUAUCCAGAGAGAGAGGAAUAAGGUUACAGAGAAGGAUAGGAGCCAAGUUUUAUGUCGAAUGUUCGUCAAAGUCUGGCGAGGGCAUCCCCAAUAUUAUCGAAGCUGCGAGCAACGUCCUUCUAACAAGUCGACAGAAAAAGUCGUGCGUGGUACAAUGAGGAUACGACAAAUUUUAAUUUAUUCAGUUAUUAUACUUACACUUAAACAAAUUGUAUAUACCUACCUUAAAAUAACGAAUGUGUUAAAAAUGAUAUAACUGUUCUGUAAAAUCCAAUAAAAAGGCAAUAGAAAUACUUU